Molecule: messenger RNA, 333 nt
Organism: Hydatigera taeniaeformis
Lineage: Eukaryota; Metazoa; Platyhelminthes; Cestoda; Cyclophyllidea; Taeniidae
Source: the annotation of a GenBank genome assembly
GUAGUAGCCGCAUUGACCACAGCAGUCGACUACUGCCCCCACGAACAGCCAGGAGACCGACUGAUCAACCAGUCACAGUACACACAACGACUGACCGCUGCACCCAACACGGCCAAGCAGCUGCGCCGGCGCCAGUCGCGGCUCCUUACCUCUCCCAUCCACUUGCCAACUCUUCCCACCCACCCCCAAAACAUGCAUCCCUUUCCGCCUUUCUCACCCCUCUACCAGCGUAUCCGCCUUCUACCCACUAUUCCCCACACCACUUCCACUUCUCCUUCUCGUCCUGCCGCCAAACUGCUUCCAGUCGUUUUUCCCCUACUUCUCGCCUCCUAG